AUGUCCAUGCAUGUUGUGCUGGAGAAUUCAAAUCAAACCUUUCCAGGACACUUUAUCCUUCUGGGACUCUCUAACAUUUUGUACCUUCAGGUUGUGUUUUUCUUGCUGCUUCUGAUGUUAUACAUGGUGACAUUAUCAGGAAAUAUUCUACUGGUUUGCAUGGUGAGGUUUAAUCCUCGCCUUCAGACCCCGAUGUACUUUUUCCUGGCCAACCUUGCCAUCAUUGACAUUUGCUUUUCCUCAACUGUGGUGCCCAAAAUUUUGGUUAACACCAUAUCACCAGACAGAAGCAUUUCCUUCUUGGGAUGUGCAACCCAACUGUACUUCCAUCUGGCCCUGGGUGGUACGGAAUGUUUAAUAUUGGCGGCUAUGGCUUUUGACAGGUACAAUGCCAUCUGUAAACCGUUACAAUACAACAUGAUCAUGAACCACAAACUGUGUCUUCGUCUGGCUGCUGUAUCUUGGACUUUGAACUUUCUUUUAGCUGUAAUUCUUACAAUGGUCACUUUUGACUUGCCCUACUGUAAAGCCAACCAGAUCAAUCAUUUUUUCUGCGAGAUGCCCCCCAUGCUUCAUCUGUCCUGUGCCGAUAUUUGGUUCAGCGUGGUUGUAGAGUGCACUCUAGUUGUAUUAGUUGUUGCAGGCUCUUUUCUACUCAUACUUAUAUCUUAUUUCUUCAUCACCCUGACUAUCUUAAAUAUAACUUCCACCAAACAACGGCAAAAAGCUUUCUCUACUUGCGCCUCUCACCUUGCUGUGGUCCUCCUGUUCUACGGAACGGCACUCUUCAUGCACCUACGUCCUCCUUCUAGUUACUUCCCAGAGCAGGAUAAGAUUGUGUCUGUCUUCUAUACAGUGGUGACACCAGUGAUGAAUCCCAUCAUCUACAGUAUACGAAAUAAGGAAAUCAAAGCGGCCAUUAGGAAGUCAAUGGCUGUUAAAGAUAUCACUAAUCUUUUUUUCCUUAGUACUAACAGGUAA
Molecule: messenger RNA, 981 nt
Organism: Nanorana parkeri
Lineage: Eukaryota; Metazoa; Chordata; Amphibia; Anura; Dicroglossidae
Product: olfactory receptor 2G3-like
Exons: 1
Coding region: 1-981 (326 amino acids)
Biological process (GO): G protein-coupled receptor signaling pathway
Cellular component (GO): membrane
Molecular function (GO): olfactory receptor activity; G protein-coupled receptor activity
Source: RefSeq, a predicted model, not a curated record